Molecule: messenger RNA, 1921 nt
Organism: Pollicipes pollicipes
Lineage: Eukaryota; Metazoa; Arthropoda; Thecostraca; Pollicipedomorpha; Pollicipedidae
Exons: 9
Coding region: 101-1921 (606 amino acids)
Molecular function (GO): protein binding
Source: RefSeq, a predicted model, not a curated record
CGCCGCCGUUGACGCCUCCGCCGCUGACGCGUUCGAUGAGCCUAACUUGGCCGAUGUACUGGCUGACCCAGCUGCGGACGGCUAUGAUCGCACCUUCAGCAUGUGCCAGGUCGAAGCAAAGGACUUCCAGGCAACAGUCACAUCUACCGCCUACAGGGUCCUGAAAGGAGUUUGCAAUCCAGCCGAACUCGAGUCGCAUUUGCGUUUGAUGGAGGAAAGAUUGUACCAGAAACUUGAGGAGAUGAAAGAAACCAUGAUGAUCAUCAUGCGUCAAACCAACAGUGACUUCCAACGGUGCAACGACGUCCCUUCUGGCGGCCAGGUACCGCACCCCGACUCUAAGAAUGGAGCAGCGUGGACUGCUGCAUCAGAGACAAGAAAACAGCAUGCUGCAGCACGUGGCUACAGUGCCAGCCCGGAUCCAAAACAUGACAAGUUCGGGGCACCUCAAAAUGACUUCGCCGUGUCACCACUGCCUGAGGGCUCCGACCGGCGGCGUCUGGCUGCUCAAAGUCUUCUGUCGAGGCACCCGCCCAUCAUGACUGCCGACUCCUUCCGGGAGCGGUCCAGCUCCCUCGGCGAGCGGCGCGGCUCCGGCUCCGGCUCCGACUCCGGCUCCCGCCCCGGCUCCGGCCCCGGCUCCAGCUCCGGUCCGGCGGGUGGUGGGUACACCGCGGCGGCUGUACAGCCCCGGUGGACGCGCGGCGACUCUGCGCACAGCCAGCCGUCGACGACGGGUGCGGCCACCUCCAGGGCAGGCGGCGCAGGUCGGCAGGCUAGCUCCAGUCAGCACACUGAGAGAGGCGGCCACCACCUCAGCACCUCGCACCGGCCAGUUUCCCCACCGCAGAGUUCGGGGCGGAAAUGGCCACCAACCUCGCUGCAGUCACUGUCACCAAAACCCAGCCGUGCGGGACAUCAGGCCAAGACCAGAGACGGGCACCAAGGCAGAGGGCAGCAGCGUACCGGAGCGGGCCACGCGGGCAGAGGGCAGCACCAUGCGGAACAUCAGGCCAAGACCAGAGACGGGCACCAAGGCAGAGGGCAGCACCGUACCGGGGCGGGCCACUCGAGCAGAGGGCAGCACCAUGCUGGAGUAAGGCAGCCGGGCAGAGGGCGGCACGUGACAGACACCAUUAGUUUUGUGCCCUCCGCCCAGGGUGCGCCGGCGUCGCGGUACUCGGAGCUCGGCGCCUACAACGACACCGUGUAUUACAUGAACGGGAAGAGGAUGUACUCGUAUUAUUGGAAAAUCGAGGACUUCGGUUUAAAAAUGGCCACCUGGAAAUCUGACCACGCUCUGAGAAGCGCAAGCUUCUACGUUUACCACGGCGGCUACCGCAUGUUCCUACGCCUGUACCCCCGCCAUCAGGGAGCCAGCGUUCUGGUGCGUGCUGGUCUCACAUCAGGCAGGAACGACGAGUCGCUGGCGUGGCCGUUCCGGCUGCCGUUCCGCGUGUCGCUGCUGGACCACUCGGCGCCGCCGGCGGACCUGCAGUCGCGCGUCUGGAGCCCGGCCCGCGAGCCCGUGCCGCACCGGCUGCUGGCCCGCCGGCGCGCGCUGCUCGAGGACGCGCUGCUCGUCAAGCUGGACGUCUUCCUGGACGAGGAGGGCGAUUCGCGCGACGCGGACCCGGACGCUUGGGCGGCGGAGCGCGGCGCGCUGCACAGCAUGCUCGAGUUUAGUCCGCCGGCGGUGAGCACGUCCGCCUCGAUGCUCUCCUUCUUCAACAUGGACCCGUCGCAGCAGGGCGCCUUCAUGUUGGGCAGUCCGCCGCUGGCGGCGCUGCAUUCGAUGACGGAGAUGAAGCAGGCGAUGCUGCAGUACAACAAGACGGCUGGUGCUCCUGGGCCCGUGCGUGAUGUGGCCCCGCGGCUGCUCCUGAGCCCGUGCGUGAUGUGGCUCCGCGGCUGCUCCUGA